Molecule: messenger RNA, 5468 nt
Organism: Chrysemys picta bellii (western painted turtle)
Lineage: Eukaryota; Metazoa; Chordata; Testudines; Emydidae
Product: ankyrin repeat and fibronectin type-III domain-containing protein 1-like
Biological process (GO): regulation of establishment of bipolar cell polarity; establishment of mitotic spindle orientation; signal transduction
Cellular component (GO): spindle
Molecular function (GO): protein binding
Source: RefSeq, a predicted model, not a curated record
GACCUGCCCCCCCAGGCCCGUCUCAGGCUCUCCUGCCCUUGUCCCCAGCGGCACCCCUCUGCCUCGCCGCUCGCAGGGGCGGGAGUGGGCGGGGCCGCCCAGCUCUCUCUCCCCGAGCUGCCGGAGAGAGGCCGGGCCAUGGCGACAGCGGCCGUGUGUCCUGUGGGCGGCGGGAGCCUGCAGCGUCCCCGCCUCCUGUCCCGGGCUGUGCCUGCCCCCGACUUUUCUCCGUGCUCCGGGUAAGGGGCUGCUGUUUCCCCGAGGGCAGUGAGUUCCUCCCCGCGGGGUACGCAGGCAGGGAGCGACUGUGUGGGGGGCAGAGGAGGCAUACAGAGCACACCUCUGGCUGUGACCUGGAGGCACCUAGUACUCACUGGAUGGAAUAACUUCAUGACCGUGGUAUGAAGAGUGAUCUGCUUGGCAGAGCAUCUGAAGCAGCCAUCUACACUGUGCCACUGGCGUGGUGAAGUGUGUCUAGCUAUGGUGAAGCUUGGAUCUGCGUCAUGGCCCAUGAUAUUUCUGUCUGCAAGAACCUGGUUCCAGUUUCUGUGAAUCCAGACCCUGAGGAGCAGGGAAGUACGGACCUUGUGGAAGGAUCACUGGAUAGAAAACUGCAGAGGCCUCUCCUGGGAAAGUCAAGGACCCUUCCCAGCAUUCCUCAGUCCCCUGUCCUCAGCAGGGUUCCUCUUUUGGAUUCAAAAUUGUAUAGGGAGGAGAUGCCAGAGCAGAAGCAGUACAAGAACCACUCUGCCUCAGACUGUCAGAAAGGGUGCACAGUGCCCUCUGCUGGGGAGGCCUGGCAGCUGGAAGACGAUUGUGUGGAGCCUCCCGGGGAUACCGCUCCCCAGACCCAGCUCUGCACUGCCAUGGACGAGGCCCCAUUCAGGCACUUCCAGACGCACUCCUUCUACAUGAGGAAAAGCCUGUCUAUGGACAACCACCUGAGCUCCCUCAGUUACUCUCUCCACCCGUCAGAGACGAAGGCUGAUCGCGUCAAAACCAAGCUCAGGAGGCAGUUUAGCCUUGGGUCAGCGGACAAGAAGGACUUUUUCCAACCAAAGUCGGAGAGCAGCCUCUCUAAGUUUGCCCACCGCUUGUCAGUUAAGCAGAAGCAGGAGAAGAGGAGGAAAGCUGAGUAUGCCUCAGCUGAGCUGCCUGCAUUCCGUCCCAGGUCUCUGAGCAUUGAAUGGUCUUCCUUGCCUAAGAUGACACAGCAGAUGCGGGACAUUCAGCUGGCCCAGGCCAGGAAGCCACCAGGACCCUCCUCCCCGAAUGCCGCCAAGAGGCUUUACCGCAACCUCUCGGGGAAGUUCCGUGUUAACUACACUUCAUUCGAUGAGGGCAGCUUGCCAGGGAGGAGUGAGAAGGAGAAGCUACGCAAGACCUAUCUUUUUCAGAGCAAUGCGGCUCUCUUUGAAGCUGUUGAGCUACAGGAUCUGGACAGAGUGCAGGAGCUGCUAAAACAGUACAGCCCAGAGGAGCUGGACCUUAACACCCCAAACAGCGAGGGGCUGCUGCCGCUGGAUAUCGCCAUCAUGACCAACAAUGCCCCCAUUGCCAGGAUGCUGCUGCAGGCCGGAGCCAAGGAGAGUCCACACUUCGUGAGCCUAGAGAGCCGCACCUUACAUCUGACGACGCUGGUGCGGGAGGCAGAGCAGCGAGUCAACGAGUUCACCGCACAGGUGGCGAAUGAGACGCCCAACACUGACUGCUCAGAGAAGGAGAAGCAGCUGAAGUCCUGGGAGUGGCGCUACCGGCUUUACAAGCGCAUGAAAGCUGGUUUUGAGCAUGCCUGUGCGCCGGACCCACCCGCUAAUGUGCACCUGUCUGUGGCCAGCAGCAGUUCUGUGCAGGUUACCUUCGGGGAGCCCCUAAGUAUCAACUCAGCUGUUGUCACCAAAUACAAAGUUGAGUGGAGCUGUUCCCCAACCUUCUCCCCUCCCCUCGGGGAGGUGGUGAUCGACAAACUAAAGAACCUGCACUUCACCAUCCAGGGGCUCAUGUCGGGCACGGCCUACUAUGUCCAGGUGUCGGCCUACAACAUGAAGGGCUGGGGACCCCCGCAAGCCUCAGUGCCACCCUUUGCUAUCCCCUCCAACUGGCGGGAAUAUGAUGGGAGAGCACCAAGGCAAAGGGGACAAGCCGAAGCCUUAGAUCACCUUCUCAGCCAGGUGAAGACUGUGCAUCAGCAUUGUGUCUGCCAUGAGUCCUGCAAGAACCAGCCCCAGAGCAGGAAGCACUCGGUCUCCAAAAGCCUGAAGCACCUUUUCCACCCUGGCAGCAAGUUCUUAAAGAGUCUGAAAAGGGGCCUGUAUCUCACCUCCAUCUUCUACAAAGACGACAACAUCCUGGUGACACAUGAGGAUCAGAUCCCUGUGGUGGAGAUAGAUGACACCUACUCCUGCCUACUCAUGCAGGACUUCCUCUGGUUCACCAAGGUUGCCUGCAUGUGGGAUGAGAUCUUGUGGCUGCGUCAGUGUCUCACCGUCUCCCAGUCAUCCUGCUCCUGCAUCCUGCAGACGCGCUUCAAGAUGCUGCUGGCCAUCUCACAAAUGCAGGGACUGCUAGGAAUCCAGGACUUGGGACAGGUCUUCUUUGAGCCAAUCAAAGACAAGCAGGGCAACAUCUUGAUAGUGACACUGAAGGAGGUGAAAACCAACCAGACUUUUGAGAGCGUCCGCUGGGUCCCCCUUUCCAAGCUGCAGACAAGCCGCAAGUCCGUCUCCUCUCCAGAAGAGCCCACCUCUCUGGAUAUGCUGCUGAUGACAAUGCAGGACAAGCUGGCUUAUCACCAGAGAAGCAGCCAAGCCCUCGCCCCAGGCCUCUACCUGGCCUAUCUGAAGCUCUGCAGUGCAGUAGACCAAAUCCGAGUGCUGGUGCCUGAACAGUUACCCAAUAUCCUUUGCCAUGUGAAAAUACGGACCAAUCCCAACAUCUCCAGGGAGGAGUGGGAGUGGCUACAGAACCUGGCCAAUUUGGAGGAACCAAGUCCCACUGAGCCAGAGUCUGAGACUUCCCAGAACCCCUGGUAUCAGGAGCUUCAAGGGGCCAUUAAGGAGCUGGUGAACCUGGUCAACAUCCCCCUGCGAGAGGCUAAAGAUUUCCGUCUGUACAGUCAGGAGGUGCUAGACUUCGGGGGACAUGUCUCCUUUCUCCUGCUGCUUCCUCCAUCUGAUGACGUCUGCACUGCCCCAGGCCAGAAUAGCCCCUACACCCCUCGCUCUGGCUUUCUCACACUGCCUCUCCAGAUCUUUGAGCUAGUUCACUUCUUCACGUAUGACCGAGAGUUCAUCAGCCAGUAUUGCCAGGUGUCUGCGCUCCUGGAGCUGGAGUCUCUCCUUUCCCAGCAGAGCCUCAGGGAAGCCUUCUCAGAUGCUGAGCUCUCCACAGCUAAGCAGAGGCACCAGCAGGUUCAGGACUACAUACAGCAAAUGGAGGAGAUCUGGCGUGAGAUGCGCUGGAUGAUGGAUGCCUUGCAGCAUGCCCGGUACAAGCAGCCGUCUUGUGGUGUACCUCUCACCUGGUUCCUCAAUGAAUCCAGCGGUGCAAUGAAAGAGAAAACACAGUCCACGUCAUCGCAUCUGGACUACCUCCCCUCACCCACCCCAUCUCCAGAAACAAGCCGCAAGCUCAACUCUGCAGAUUCCCACGGGAUCUCGGAUGAGGAGGGCUCGUCGGAGGUGUUCCUGGCUACAGACAGCGACUAUGAUUCCAGCAGGGCCCAAAGCCCCAAGGAGCUGGACCUGGUUUACUCCUUGGGGCCUGAGUGCUGUGGCAGAAAAAUUGCCCGAACCUUGAGGGACAGUGCCCCUGAUGUCCUGCAGAGCCAUGAACUCAAAGCCCCACCGCUGCUCCCAGAGGAACCCCGGCCACCCCCAGAGCUGUAUGACAGUGACUUUGUCCUCCCCAGCCGGCAGAUUGAGCUCCUCCGCAUCACAGAGAAGCGUCAGGCCUACUGCGUCCGCACAAGCAGCUUGGAUUUCCCCAAGCCCCUCUUCCAGGUGGCCAGGAAGUCCUGUCCUGGCUCCGUCGAUAGCUCCCCGACAGAAACCAGGACGACGGGCCAGUGCAGCUUGCUCAGGCUGGACACUGGCUCAGCUUUCAGCCCCGAGCACAGCCAGGCUGUUGAAAGCUCUGAGCCUGUCUUCCGGACACGCUCAGUGGAAUGGACUCGCACCUUCCAGGAGCCACCGGAGCUGGGAUACAUAGCGAACCGAGGGAAGAAGCCAGGCUCAGCCACCUUACGGGUCUGUCCUCAGUAUGAAACCGGACUGUCCAACGAGACCAGCGUUAAGCUGCACGUCACCACCAAGAUGUCAGCAGAAGAGGUGGUGAAGCUGGUGGUGCUGGAGAUGAAUGAGGUCUCCCGGAAUGUGCUGGGCAACGUGGAUGCCUUCUGCUACAGCGAGGAUCAGCUGGAUCACUUUGGACUAGUGUUCGUGUCAGACGACACCGAGCAGUGGCUGCCCGACGACUUCUUACCCCUCUCUCUCCACAACGCCUGGCCUGAGGGGCGGUUCUAUGUCCGAAUCAAAGAGACAUCCCCUCUUUUGUUCCAGUAUGGGCCAGCAACCACAGUAUGAAAGGAGGGGAGUGGACAGGGUAAACUAGAGGAACCUCAACUUCCACUGAGCAAACAGCUCGUCUCCAAUGCUUCCUUCCUACUCAGACACCCUCUCGUCAGACAUCCCCAGGGUGGAAUAGGAUCACACUAGGCUGUGUAUUACUUGUUUGUGUUUUUUUUUUUAACCAAAGACACAUCAAGACUUGGUUUUUAUGACUGCAAGAGAUGAGGUGGAGCACAGAAGACUUCACAGCCUUGGGGGGAGCAGUAGCUGGAAUAGGAUUUUUGAAAGUCAAUAUUUUGUGAGGAGGGAGGAAGAGUGAGUAGAAAAAAAUCACAAAGAAGCAGCAGCAACAAUACAUAAUUCUCCCCCUCCCUCGUACAAUCUAAAUUUGGGAUUUACUGAAGGAUAAGCCAGAGAUUUCCAGGCGGCGUGGGGAGUGUGGAUGGGAGAAGGAGGCAACUUGAAAAGAUGUUGCAGAGAAGAUUGUUUUGUUAACUGUCCUUGUUUCUAUACCAGGAGAAACACUUUAUUGCACACAGUUCUUGGAACAAAAUUAUUUUUUCUCCUUUAAAAAAAAAGUGCAAGAAACACUGGAGCUGUGUGAAAGCCGGACAUCCUUUUUACUUCUUUUAAAGGCAAAAGGAAACCGCACACAUGCGUGCACACAUACUGACACUCACUGAUGUUGCCAAUAUAGGUUUGCUACAGAGCAUUUCCCACAAUGCAUUUAGCACUUCUGUUAAGUUUUGUUUCUUUUGGUUACCGUUUUAUUCUGGUGAUUGUGAUUGGCCUCUCUUAUAUGUCCAAUAGCAUGAUGUUUUGUUAGCGACUAGGUCUCUUGUUAACUAAGGUUGUUUUUUGAACUCCUGUGGUCCAUAGUAAAGAUGGCUGUGUUGCUGA